Messenger RNA from Sarcophilus harrisii (Tasmanian devil), 2194 nucleotides. RefSeq names its product oligodendrocyte transcription factor 1 (gene OLIG1). The record is from RefSeq and is a predicted model, not a curated record. Bases 318 to 1043 code for a protein of 241 amino acids. Gene Ontology annotation, molecular function: protein dimerization activity. The transcript has a single exon. NCBI's taxonomy places the organism in Eukaryota, Metazoa, Chordata, Mammalia, Dasyuromorphia, Dasyuridae.
CCUCUGGUCAGUACACUUCUUCCCUCUAUGCCCUUCUCCCAGCAUCCUCAAACAGCAGCUCCCGUAACCAGGUCUUGGGAGCAGGGAAGGUUCGCAAAACACUCCGGAAGCUUUUGAAGUGUGGAUUCCUUGUCACCUCUGCCAGCAGCUUGGAAAAUCCCCCCGCGAGCGAAAACGAGAGUACACACACACACACACACACACACACACAGCCACACGCACACACGCAUACGUUACCACCCUCUCUCCUACGUCCCCUCUACUCCCUUUUUUACUAUGAAGGUUUCUAGGCUCGUUUGAAAGCAGUUCUGCCUAAGAUGUUGAGGCAACAACGGCCGGGGGAUGUGCAGCUCGGGGCUUCCCCAUAUGAAUUGGUGGGCUAUAGACAGCAGUUGUCCUCGUCCUCUGCUACUGCUACUUUCCUUCCCAAGCAAGUGCACGAGAAGCUGGAACCGCCUCUGGAGCAGCUGCAGCAGGGCGUGGGAAAAAAUGUCAAGGGUGGCAGCGGCUGUGGCGAGAACGGCAGUAGCAGCGGCAAGACGGAAUUGAAGGAAGAACAGCAGCAGCUGAGGAGAAAAAUCAACAGCCGGGAGAGGAAAAGGAUGCAAGAUCUCAACCUGGCCAUGGACGCUCUGAGGGAGGUCAUAAUGCCCUAUUCUGCCGCCCAUUGCCAGAGUUCCCCAGGGAGGAAGCUCUCCAAAAUCGCCACGCUACUCCUCGCCAGAAACUACAUCCUUCUUCUGGGCAGCUCCCUGCAAGAACUGCGGCGGAUCCUGGGCGAAAUGAGUGGGCCCGGGCCGCGACUGCUUCUCGCCGGCUUGCCCCUGUUCGCCGCCCCGGGAUCGGUGCUGCUAGCCCCAGGGGGCGUGAAUCACCCGGAGACUCUACACUCCAGCAAGUACCUGUCGCUGGAGGAGCCGCCGUGUGGUCAGUUUCCUCUUCCUGGCAGCCCGGGUCUCUGCACUUGUACCAUCUGCAAGUUCCCGCAUUUAAUUCCUUCAGGCCUCGGGCUAGCUGCGGUACAGACACAGUUCUCCAAGUGAAGAGACUCCCCCCUUUCCCUCCCUAGUCUGUCACUCCGUCACCACCGCCCCACAGAUAGUUCUACCAACAUCUUUCUCAUCCCUUCUCCAAUCCCGGCUCUUCGGAGCCACCUGCAACAAGAAAAGAGCGCGAAGGUGGAAGGAGGUGUAAAAGGACUCUCUUUGCUGGGGGUAUAAAGGGAUGAGAAGGGUGGAGACUCCCUCCAAACACAGUUAUGGGGACGUGAUGAAUGAAGAAAUAGUAAAAGAUGCUUGUUUUUUUGAAUUCGGGUGGAUCUUUACCAGGUAGAUUUCCCACUUGCAAGAAGGUGGAUUAAAAUAAAGCGUGUAGCUAGAUCUCUUCUUUCUGUCUCCUUACUCUCUUGACCCUUUUCCCUCUCUAUCCCUCUCUGCUCUGCAAGUGUAGAUCUAGCCGACUAUUUCUUGUCCUUUUCCUUCCAUCACUAAAUGUCGGGAUUGUUCGUGUCUCACAAAAAAUAUGAAGCUUUUUGCUUCGAAGAAAGCAAUCCUUUCCUCAUCUCCAAUAAGCUGUUCCCGGGCAUUUAUGUUACGAGAGGGGAUGUAAAGGGGUGGGGUUUUUCCCCCUCCUUUGUGUCUACUUUUUUCUAGCUUCGGACAGACUCUCGGAAAGGAGUGUGAGUACUAGGAUCGGAAAGAGAAAUCCUUCGGGUUCGUGGAAGAUCCCUUAGUGAAGACUGAUGAAUCACAGAAUGCUACUUGUGAACACAGUGGGUUAGGCAGCGUUUGGGCUCGCUUCACCCUCUGCAGAGCUCUGGGGGUGAGCAAACUAGAUUACUACGUUCAAAAAUCCAAAUCUUGUUGGAAAUGCUGGUCCAAGACGAUGUUUACCUUCUAUUGAGGCUAGCUUGUUAUUUUUCAGGGAAUUUCGUGGGUUUUUAAGUGUAAUUUCUUUUUUGUUUGUUUUAUUUUUUCCCCCGAUUGUCGCUAUUCAUCCUUUUAGGAAUGGAAACGAAGAGCCUUCCACUUUCGCCAGUUUUUCAAGUUAGCCUAACUAGCAUUUGACUUUGGUAUAUAUCCAGAUAAUGCCCUCCCUUCAAGCAACAGUUUUCUUAGAUUACCGAAAAUAGGUACAAGCCUCCCACUGACUUAACAGGAAAAAACCAACUCGAUUAACUUUUAUUUCAUUAAAA